Messenger RNA from Setaria italica (foxtail millet), 2325 nucleotides. RefSeq names its product probable acyl-activating enzyme 1, peroxisomal. Bases 297 to 2210 code for a protein of 637 amino acids. The transcript has 2 exons. NCBI's taxonomy places the organism in Eukaryota, Viridiplantae, Streptophyta, Magnoliopsida, Poales, Poaceae. The record is from RefSeq and is a predicted model, not a curated record.
UUUCCUGAAGGGUUUGCCCUUGGACGCACCAAUUUCAACACGUUUUCGAUUUAGUUCGCAUGAAUUUCAGCUUAUGCUACAAUACAACGAAGCCGGUGUCAACAGCUGAACAUGAGCUAUGAAGUGAAGCAAUCUACGUCAGUCCAUCGCUAUCCUCCCUAUCUUGCGAAUUCCCCAACUUAUCAUCUGACCGACGUGCGUGGUCUGCAGUCUGCACUCGCAGAGGCCCCGACCAACCAGACAGCCCCACGCAGAGAGCAUCAACAAGGCAUCAGCAGCAGGCAGUGGCGUGAGCCAUGAGAGCCGCCGCGGCGGCCCUCGCGCUCCGUAGACUUCUUCACCAGCGCAGCAGCAGCGUGAGGUCGCAGCUGCAGAAUCAGAAUCGGUCCAGCUGCUACUUUAAUCCCCACUUGGAUUACCCUAAUCCCCUCGCCCGAGCUCGCGCGCUACUAAAUCCGUCGCCAUGCCGCCCCCACGGGUCGCCUUCGCCCUCGCCCCCGGCCGUGGCGGCGUCCCUCCUAUUCUCCACACUCUCGGGGACGGAGGAGGAGGCGGUGGUGCUGGACAUGGAGGCCGGCACGGUGCGGUGCCCGGCCAACUACGCGCCGCUGUCGCCGAUCAGCUUCAUCGAGCGCGCCGCGGCGGUGUACGGGGCCCGCGCCGCCGUGGUGUACGGCGAGCGGCGGCACACGUGGGCGGAGGCGCGGGACCGCUGCGUCCGCGUGGCCGCUGCGCUCGCCACCCGAUUCGGCGUCGCGCGCGGGGAUGUGGUGGCAGUCCUUAGCCCAAACGUGCCGGCGAUGUACGAGCUGCACUUCGCCGUGCCCAUGGCCGGCGCGGUCCUCUGCACGUUCAACACGCGGCACGACGCGGCCAUGGUGUCCGUCCUGCUCAAGCACUCCGGCGCCAAGGUGUUCCUCGUCGAGUCAAACCUCCUCGACGUCGGGAGAGCCGCGCUGAAGCGCCUUGCCGACGCCGAGUCCAGCGCCGCCCUCCCGGUUCUCCUGACCAUCUCAGACGACGCCGAGUCCGACGACUACGAGGACCUCGUCACGAACGCCCCCGCGCGGUUCGACAUCCGGUGGCCGGCGAACGAGCUGGACCCGAUCUCGCUCAACUACACCUCCGGCACGACGUCGCGGCCCAAAGGCGUGGUCUACAACCACCGCGGCGCGUACCUCAACACCAUCGCCACGGUGCUCGCGUACGACAUCACCGCCAUGCCCACGUACCUGUGGACCGUGCCCAUGUUCCACUGCAACGGCUGGAACCUCCCGUGGGGCGUCGCCAUGCAGGGAGGCACCAACGUCUGCCUCCGCCACUUCACAGCGAAGGUCAUCUUCGACAGCAUCGCGCGGCACGGGGUGACGCACAUGGGCGGCGCGCCGACGGUGCUCAACAUGAUCGCCAACUUGCCAGCCGCGGACCGCAAGCCGCUGCCGGGGCCCGUCCGCGUCAUGACCGGCGGCGCGCCGCCGCCGCCGCGCGUCCUGUUCGCGGUGGAGGAGCUCGGCUUCGUGGUGUACCACAUCUACGGCCUCACGGAGACGUACGGCCCGGCGACCGUGUGCACGUGGAUGCCGGAGUGGGACGCGCUGCCGGCGGAGGAGCGGGCCCGGCUGAAGGCGCGGCAGGGAUCCCACCACAUCGCGAUGCAGGACGUCGACGUCAAGAACCCGGACACGAUGGAGAGCGUGCCGCACGACGGCCGGACGCUGGGCGAGGUGAUGUUCCGAGGCAACACCGUGAUGAGCGGGUACUACAAGGACCUCAAGGCCACGCAAGAAUCGAUGGCCGGCGGGUGGCUGCACUCCGGGGACCUCGCCGUGCGGCAUCCGGACGGGUACAUCCAGCUCAGGGACCGGGCCAAGGACAUCAUCAUAUCGGGCGGCGAGAACAUCAGCUCCAUCGAGGUGGAGUCGGUGAUCUUCAGCCACCCGGCGGUGCUCGAGGCGGCGGUCGUGGCGAGGCCAGACGACCACUGGGGCGAGACGCCGUGCGCGUUUGUCAAGCUGAAGGACGGCGCCAGUGCCACGGAAGCCGAGAUCAUUAGCUUCUGCCGGGAGAGGCUGCCCCAUUACAUGGCGCCGAAGACGGUGGUGUUUGAGGAUUUGCCCAAGACGUCGACGGGGAAAACUCAAAAAUUUGUUCUCCGGGACAAGGCCCGGGCUAUGGGCAGCCUGACAAAGGCUGCCAAUAGCAAACUUUAAGACUAUUUGGGUGAUUAAGUGACACAUUGUUCUCGUAUGAUUGUACCGUGCAUUUCAUUUGGAGACUGCAAUGUCGCCCUCCUAUAUAUCAUGCUUGAAAAGGACUUUAUUCUCA